AUUGCGCAAGCACUUGUCAAUCACAAGUGCUGAUUUCCGACUUUUACAAAUGAUUUACACAUUUAUUGGCCUUGGAGGGUUUUUGAUAUGUUAAAAAAAUACAGGGUGUUGUCAGGUUACAUACGUAGUCGCAGGACACGUCAGGUUUCAGGUGAAAACAUUUGGCGGGAGCUAAAUACAUCGAGUUUAAUCCCCAUAUCGCAGUCGGCGUACAUUGCUUCCGGGUGUGUGAGCGGCAGAGUUUAUCUUAUCACCAAGAACAAGUGCAGUCCCACAUGAGCUUGUUCCCUUGUACCGGAACUCCCAACAUACGGCUUAUCCAACAUGCUCUUGCGUGACUUCACGUCGGCGUUGAUCGCCGCUGCUGAGAAAGGAGCCAAAGUAGCUAGGAUCGUGCGAGCCGAGAACACCCUCCUUCAGUUGUUGGUUCAAGAAAAAGAGGGGAAAGAAAAGAAUGAUAGAUUUGUCCAGGAUUUCAAGACACUUGCAGACGUACUUAUUCAGGAGAUGGUCCGCCAUGACUUGAGCUUAAAGUUCCCAGGUCUGGAGGAGAAUGUGUAUGGUGAAGAGAGCAACUGUUUCACCAACACAGCAGGGAAGUCUGUGGUUGUGCAGCUAUGCCCGACACCACAAGAAACAGCCUCUUCACUUAAGGAAGUGCUAGAUGGAAACGAGAAAGCAGCGGCCAUAUUGUCGGAGGCUCUUCACGAGGAUGUAGAGGCUACUGUGGACGCCACGCUCGAGUCUCAGGAACAGGAAGUAGCAGUAGACGAUGUGGGCAUCUGGAUAGACCCUAUUGAUUCCACAGCUCAGUUCAUUCGUGGCCAGUCUGGAGCUCCGAACAACGAAGGCAUUGUUGAUGAGGGCCUACAGUGUGUCACUGUUCUCAUUGGUGCUUUUGAUAAACAGUCCGGCCAACCAAUAGCUGGAGUUUGUGUCCAGCCCUUUGCAUUAUGGGAUACCAAAACACUGCAAUGGUUGCACAACACAACCUGGUCUGUGUGUUACAAAGACGUCCGUCUGUCCUCCAUCACGCCAUCCAAGUCCCACAAACACAGCAUCAUCAUCAGCUCCAGCGAGUCCGACGCCGUCAAACAAAAACUGUCCAAGAAGUUCACACUGUUUUCCGCCGCGGGUGCGGGCUACAAGAUACUGAGUGCGGCGUGGGGCCACGUGGAUGGCUAUGUGUUGAGCCGGCCGACCAUCUACAAGUGGGACUGCUGUGCCCCUCACGCUGUGCUUUUGUCCCUCGGGGGAGGGAUCGUCCCGUACACGGAUCUCGACACAGAUCUCGACACGAUUAAGGGUGCGGAUCAGCCACACCAACUUCAGUACCAGUUUUCUUCCAACGAAGGUGGCAAUGCCGUCCCUGGCGUCAUCGCUUACCGAACAAAGGAUGUUUUAUCUGACAUCAUACACUGUCUUAAAAAUGGAACAUGACCGAACAUGGUCUUUUAGCUAUUUGUUGAUUAUGCCAUCAGCAGGGGGUAUUAUUUUUUUAUUUGUUUGAUCGCAGAUAUUUUUGGUCAAAGAAAGAAGAAUUAAAAAAUACAUCACUCAAUUCAAUAUCGAUUAGGUCUGGCACCAAUGCUUAGGUUAAAUGAUGAAUUUGUCAUCUUUUGUGCCAUCAUCAGCUGGCAUGCUUAUGUAUCAAAAAAAAGGGACAUAACUCUAGAUCUGUUAUUCAAGGAAUUUCCCAAUUUCCCUACGACUCGUCGUCUGAACAAUUUGGUGAAAAAAUUAUGUCACAUUGAGCAUCAUGAGUUUUAUAGAUAAUUGUUUUAGAAACACUUGAGUAAUCUCAAAAUAUAUUUGUGUGUUUGACAUGCCGGCGAAAAAAUAAAAAGUGUAAAUUAUGAUUAUUAUUAUUUUAAGUUUUGAAGAAAACAGUAUCUGCAUGUCUGUGAUUCAACAAAUAAAAAAAUAAUGGCCUUGGCUGUAGCAGGAAUUUUAUCCGAAUCAGUCAAGUUUUGAUCCUGCCCAGUGAUAAUGUCAGUGCUAUAAGAUGGCAGGUGUAUUUCUACUGUUGAGGGGGAAAUUGUCCGAGUUGGAACUGAUAAUGGUUUUACAGGAUGCAGAAUAUUUCAUCCUGUAUGCAGACACAUUGGGGGCAAGAAAGUAUCAUUGUGUUCAUUCUCAUGUAAAUCAUAACGCCGUCCUGGCUACCGCUUAUUAAAGAUAUUACGGGUCACGUCUGAACAACCUUUCAUCUGACCAAUCAGAGCGUCGGUUACCACAUUGGGAAAGUGACAGUUGGCAGGCGUUUUCUGAUCAUGCAACCUCGGAGAAUUCUGAAUGACACCGAACUGAUUCCUUCAAAAAUGUCGUCUGUCUCUUACUUCAAUAGGCGAACCAUUUCAAAGGGAAGACUUUCCACAGCCCAUGGGAAGUCCUGCCAUACAAUUUAGACUCUGUUAGACAUUCCAGAAUUUUUUUUGCUCAUUUUUCAAAUUUUGAAUCCAAUAAGAAUAUUUGUAUUAAAGCAUAGUCUGAAAUGGAAGUUGACAGUUUGAAACUAGUGGCGUAACGCUCAAGAAAGCUGAUUCCUGAUUGGCUUAUGAAAACUUCUUGACAGUCGUUUCAUUGGUCAGUCAAAGAUCGCAAAAUGUCAUUCUGAUGUGACCAGUAUUGGAAUUUCCUCAGAUCUUUUUCCAGCUGUUGCGAGAACUAAGAUCUGAUUACAAUGAAAUUGGAUUGUAUUAAUCCUGAAACUUAUUAGAAAUGUAGAUUGCAUGACACUGAUAUUUCUUCAGGGUGUCGGUGGUUGACUUUCUUGGAACUGAUUUUCCAAUCCCCUUCUGUAACAGGCGUAAGGUGUCUGAGCAUGUGAAAUAAUGCAAGAGAAAAACAAACUUGGAAAUCUGUUAAGGGAGGCGGAGUAGCUGAGUGGUUAAAGCCUUCAAUCAUCAUGCCAAAGUUUGAUUCCCGACAAUGUGUGGUCAUUUCAUGACAUUGAUGGAAUAUUGCUGCUCCCUCACUCACUCUCUCACUCAUGGGUAAAUAGUACUUUCAUUUUGACCAUAUAUACAGGGAUGCAAAGUAAUGUUCCUAUACACAUACAAAUUACGAAUGGUGCAAAUAUUAUCCACUGCGAGACCCAUUGAACGAGAAAGAUUGCAGAUUUUAAAUGAUUGAAACUUCUUCAAAUGAAGCAUUAAACUACUAAAUAACACCCAAUUCUUUCACAUUACUAUAGUUAAUCUUCCACACCAUGACAGAUUAAACAGUAGUAUGAAAGAAUUGUGUUCCUUAACUAUUUUGAGUAGUAUUUUAGACAGUGUGAUAUUCCCUUCUGUAAGUCCCGAUACCAACUCGUGCUCGUCACAAUACUAUGUUACAUGUGGCAUGAUAUUGACCAGCAGUGACAAAUGACAUUUGGAUGAUAUUGUAUUCAAGACUAGUUGAGUCUUCCUCAGAAACUAACAUUGAGAAUGAAGAGGAUGUAUGGUACCACUAACACUAAAGUAAAAAUGUUUUUUUAUUUGAUCAUUUGAGGUUGGAGGUGUUUUUAGCUUUGGGAUCGGUGGUGAACAUUUCUGGUUUGGGUGAAGGCGAUGGACCAUUGUCAUUGUCAGUAGAUGAACCAUGACCAUGACCCCCCCCCCCCCCUUUGAAAACCAAAUGAGUAUGUUAUAGACACUCCUCCACACUCAACACUCAACACUCCCCACCCCAACCCCCCCAACCCACUGAGAGAGGAUUAUUUUAGACAUUUUUGAACCCUCCCUUUUACAAAUGCAGGAUCCGCCCCUGGAGGGUCAGCUGAACACACUGGAAACAAAAACAUAAUACUUAUGAUUAUAUAUGUUGUUGAAUAUUUGAACUUAUUAUUGUUGAUUUUUUUGUACUGUUACCCACAUUCAUAAGCGCCAAAUCCUUUAGCAUAUAUUUAAAUUAUAUAUAUCUGUAUCCUACUGCUUCCUUUGUACCACCUAUUGUAUAUUCUACAGAUUGAAUUGGUAUGAAGUGAAACAUUUAUUUAUAUUGUUAUAUAUUUCUGUUGAUUAUGUUAACUGUGAGCUAAUUUUGUUUGUUUAUAUUUUGUGUUACUGUAAUUUAGAAGUAUGAAGGCCUCAUCAGCAUUUUAUUCUUUAAAAAAAAGAAAUAUAUUUGCUACUCUGUUUACUUCACUCACAAAAAGAUUGUCCUCUUAGUAAAGGUGAGCUUCGGUACCUGUCAUAAUAGGGUUGACUCCAAACAACACUGGCCACCUGCCAAUAGCUGUGAGACUCACUUGGCCCAUAAGGUCAUUUAUCAUCCAAAACUGGCUCCCAGAGGAGAUAUGCUUGGGUGAGAUCAAGCGAUAUCUACAUUGUAGAUAUCGCUGCAAUGAAAUUGCAUCGCAAUGCUUUGCAGACCAUUGUGACGUCAUUGGUUACCAUGAUGUCACAAUCAAAUGACAUCACUAAUGGCUCUACUACUGAAGCUGUUAGCAUACCUUUUACACUAAGACACUGCCUAUUACUGUCUACAAACUGAAAAAGUUGGAAGAAUGAUGCUGGAUGAUAAAUAAAAUCUCACCCUGAGCAAGCCUCGGAGUUUUUCCACUUUUAUCCACUUGUGUUGAUAUAUUUUAUAUCAAAAGACACUCAUGUGAGAUCCUCUAUGUACAUUUAAAACAUCAGAAUAAAGAAAACAAUAUGGCCGCCAGGUGGCCAUCUUUAUUUCAAGAUUUCAGCAGUAGUUGGAGAUGGGACAUGGUGAGCUACAGUCCUUAGGCUUAAUUAUGACAUUGUCUUUCAACGAAUUAUUUCAUUUUGUCAGUUUGAUAUAUUAUAUAUAAAUGGCAUAUGUUGAUUACAAGGACAAUAAACUGUGAUUACUUGUUACCAGGGACCAUUAUUUAAUGCAUUUUAGCAUCAACAUUAUUGCUGAUAUUUGUUUCCGUAACCAUUGUAACACCUGUAGCCUUAAUCCAAGCUUUGCAAAGUCGAUGUCGGAAGGUGCUUCAGUCACAUUAUAAAGUUGAUAGAAAUUGUCCUGAAUAUGGCAAUUUAUGUGUGUCGGUGAUAUGUUAUUUGUCUUUUGUGUCCAGUCAAGAGACUAUGUCUAAUCUGUUCUCACCGCCAAAAGAAAACGCGAACCAUAGAAACAUAUAGAGAAGUAUGAACAUUAAGAAAUGUUUCCAAAGUGUACCAAUUGAUAAAAAAACUAACAAUCAGUCAAGUGUUAUCACAGAGUGUCUUUAUUUUUAUCACGAUAUGCUUCUCAUGAUUUCCAAACUUU
Haliotis rufescens (red abalone) is the source of this 5226-nucleotide messenger RNA. RefSeq names its product inositol polyphosphate 1-phosphatase-like. Bases 325 to 1440 code for a protein of 371 amino acids. Gene Ontology annotation, molecular function: inositol-1,4-bisphosphate 1-phosphatase activity. NCBI's taxonomy places the organism in Eukaryota, Metazoa, Mollusca, Gastropoda, Lepetellida, Haliotidae. The record is from RefSeq and is a predicted model, not a curated record. The transcript is spliced from 6 exons. Gene Ontology annotation, biological process: phosphatidylinositol phosphate biosynthetic process.